ACAAACAAUUUUAGCGGUGAGCUUUCAUUUCUUUCAAAUCUUCAAAGUCUCACUUCAUUGGACCUCAGUGACAAUUAUUUUAAUGGUCUCUUGCCAAAUUCCAUAGGCCAUUUGAAGUCUCUUGAUUUUUUGGGUCUUGGGAAUAACCAAUUUCAUGGGCCUAUUCCUACAAGUUUUGGGAACCUCACUCAAUUAACUGAUUUGAACCUUCCAGAAAACAAUUUUAGUGGUGAGCUUUCAUUUCUUUCAAAUCUUCAAAGUCUCACUUCAUUGGACCUCAGUAAAAAUUAUUUUAGUGGCUUGUUGCUAGAUGUGUUUGGAAAUCUUUCAAAUUUGAAAUUUCUUGAUUUCUCUGGCAACAAGCUACAAGGUAAUUUUCCCGUGUCAAUUUUCACCCUCAUAAAUCUUUCUUAUUUGAGUCUAUCAUCAAAUAACUUGAGUGGCUCUAUUAAUUUUUACCAAUUUUCCAAGCUUCAAAAUCUAGAACAUCUUUAUCUUUCAAGUAACAAGUUUCUCUCACUUGCCUCUGAUAAUAAUCUUAACUACACCAUUCCCAAUCUUGAGGCCUUAUAUUUAGAUUCUUGUCAUAUCACUAUCUUUUCGAAAUUCGUUGGCCUUCCAAAUUUGCAGGAGUUAUAUCUUGAUGAUAAUAAGUUGCAAGGUCUUCCUGAGUCAAUUUUUGGUUUCCUAAAUCUUUCCCAUCUAAGUCUGUCAUCAAAUAAUUUGAGAGGCCCUAUUAGUCUUCAUCAAUUCUCAAAGCUUCAAAAUCUAGAAUAUCUUGAUCUUUCAAACAACAAGUUUCUCUCACUUAGCUCUCAUAAUGAUGUCCACUAUACCAUUCCCAAUCUUACAAUGUUAGAUCUAUCCUCUUGCAGCAUCAAUGACUUUCCUAAACAAUUAGAAAGCCUUCAAAAUUUGAAGUGGUUAAAUCUUUCCAAUAACAAAAUUCGUGGAGAUAUUCCCCAAUGGUUUAAUAAUGUGGGGAAUGGUUCUUUGGAAUUUUUGGAUCUCUCUCAUAAUAACUUGACAUCAGUUGAACAUCUUUCAAUGAGAAACUUGAUGUCUCUUGAUCUCAGCUUCAACUUGUUGCUAGGAAAUCUUCCAAUUCCAUCAUUUGAUGUUGCAUUCUUUUCAGUGUCCAACAACAAAUUAAGUGGACACAUUUCUUCCUCAUUUUGCAAUGCAAGCUCACUUGAGAUACUCAACUUAUCCCACAACAACUUGUCAGGCCACAUCCCAAAGUGCCUUGUUGCUCUCCCAGAUCUUGAGAGUUUAGAUCUGCAGUUGAAUAAUUUUGUCGGAUCUAUACCAGACAAUUUUUCUAGGGGCAUUUAUUUGGAAUCUUUGCAUUUGAACAACAAUCAAUUUGAGGGAUGGUUGCCUUUAUCUUUAACCCAUUGCAAGCAGUUACAAAUUUUAGAUGUGGGAGCAAACAAGAUCAAUGACAAAUUUCCUAAUUGGCUUGAAGGCUUACCAGAGCUACAGGUACUCAUUUUAAGAGAUAAUAAGUUCUAUGGUGCCAUUCAUAGUUCCAACACCAAACAUCCUUUCCCCAUGUUAAGAAUUUUCGAUGUUUCCAACAAUCGCUUUAGCGGAUCUUUGCCAACAACAUACAUCAAGGAAUUUAAAGGAAUGAUGAAUGUUGACUUUGUUUCAGCCACACUAGAUUACUUGGAAAUCCGUAAGACAUUUUAUUAUUAUCAAGAAUCAGUGAUGAUCACAUUGAAAGGUGUUGAUUUGGAGUUGGUAAAGAUCAUAACUACAUUCACAUCCAUUGAUAUGUCAAAAAACAUGUUUGAUGGAGAGAUUCCACAUGUUAUUGGUGAGCUACAUUCACUUAAGGGGCUUAAUCUCUCCCACAAUAAAAUCACUGGUCCGAUUCCUCAAUCCAUUGCAAACUUGACAAACCUAGAAUCGUUGGAUUUAUCAUCAAACUUGCUUAAAGGUGAGAUUCCUCUUGCACUAGCAAAUCUCAACUUUCUUGAAGUUUUGAAUCUUUCACAAAAUCAGCUUGUCGGAGAAAUACCAAGAGGUAAGCAAUUUGAUACAUUUUCACAAUAUUCUUUUGAGGGAAAUUUAGGACUGUGUGGAUUUCAAUUGUCAAAAGCAUGUAAUCAUGAUGAAGGGAAAUUGCCACAACCAACUUCAUCAAGUAAUGACAAAUUUGGAUUUGGUUGGAAACCAGUGGCUUUGGGAUAUGGAUGUGGGAUGGUGUUUGGAAUAUUCAUGGGUCAAAUUGUUUUCUUAACUGGAAAACCUAAAGGGCUUGUCAGAAUUUUUCAAGCUAGGCCUAAGAAACAAGCAAAAAAGACAAGGAAAAGAGCCCAUCGGAAUCCAAGAAGAGUGAAUUAGGCACAAAAUGUGGCUUCAUGUGAUAUAUUGUGUCAUCCUUUUUUUUUCCAUGUUUCCACUAUGGUUAUUAUUUCAUGUUUCUUAAAUAUCUUGUCAGUGAUUGGAAUGUAAUGUACUGUAUAUUUUAAUGAUUGUCUUUCCCUUUUUUUUUUUUAAUGAAUUUCAAGUGAUUUGCGUUCAUUUGUAUGCUAUGUACUAUUUGAUCAUCAUGUGAAUAAAAUUUUCCACGUAUUAGCAACUUU
Messenger RNA from Neltuma alba, 2594 nucleotides. Its product is annotated as receptor-like protein 34. The transcript has a single exon. The record is from RefSeq and is a predicted model, not a curated record. The coding region runs from base 853 to 2352 and encodes 499 amino acids. Gene Ontology annotation, molecular function: protein binding. NCBI's taxonomy places the organism in Eukaryota, Viridiplantae, Streptophyta, Magnoliopsida, Fabales, Fabaceae.